AACGCGUUUGUAGGCAACUGCGAAGGAUUGGCUGGCUCGGUGUUUAGUGUGCAAGUGUGAGAGCCUCGAUCAACAUGAAAUUCUCGUCGGGGCCUGUGUUUUCCGAAUGUUUUUGAUGUGAAUUUAUCAUGUUAUGUGUUAUGGUACGAUAUAUUUCACAAUUGGAUUCGUAAACGUGAACAGCAAGUGAAAGAAGGGUCUAUUUAGUUCUGUUACUGUUUCGUCUAUGAGCCGUGAACGCGUCAGCUGUUCCAUAAUGGAAGGAGGGGGUCAAGAGAAGUCGAAGAAACGACAACCCAAAACCAUCAUUAUUGGAGGUGGUAUAGCUGGUCUGGCAGCUGGCAAGUAUUUACAACUUGAAGGCUUCAAUGAUUUCUUAAUUUUGGAGGCUUCUGAUCGAAUAGGAGGGAGAAUCUGGAGUGUCCCAGUUGAUGACAAUGGUCACAAAGCUGAGCUUGGUGCAAACUGGAUUCAUGGGGUUAAACACAACCCUAUCUACAAGAUUGCUGAUGAGAACAACCUUCUUACGGAGAGAGAGCUUCAUCUUAACAGUAAGAACAUCUACAAGACAGAACUUGGAGAAACAAUCUUUGAAGGUACGGUGAAGAAAGUUGACUUUGCUUAUGGUACGAUGCUCACCUCCUGUGAGGACUACUUCCUGUCACACAUCCCCAUUGAUGUGAAUGAAAGUGUGGGCAGUGAGCUUGACCGUCUAAUUCUUGAAAAACUUGCAAACACAGCUGGAGAAGAACGGCAACAAUUGGAAUUAGUGUACCACCAACGGCGUCUUCUGGAGUGUUGUAUCAGUGGCUGUGAUAGCCUCUAUGAUGUGUCCUUGUCACAAUUUGGUUCUUACAAAGAACUGCCAGGCCGUCACCUUGUUAUUCCCCGUGGCUUCAGUGCUAUUUUGGAUAUUGUGAGAGAAGGAAUACCAGAAGAUAGAAUUAAACUCAAUAGUCCUGUGCGCAAAAUUCACUGGGGAGAUGUGAGUGAAGGCCAGUGUCCAGAGGAUAUGGUCAGUGUGGAGUGUGAGAGUGGUGACAUAUAUUAUGCCGACCAUGUGAUAGUGACUGUAUCCCUAGGUGUUCUCAAAGCAGCUUGUGAUAGGAUGUUUACCCCAGAACUUCCUCUGAAGAAAAAAGAUGCCAUUCAUCACUUGGGAUUUGGAGUUGUAAAUAAAGUGAUCCUUGUGUUUGAUGGACCAGUUCUGGAGAAACCCACUCACCGCAUACACUUAGCAUGGGACCCAGCAGUCAACAAUGAAGAAAAUCUCAGGGAAAGAUGGUACAGAAAAAUAUACUCUCUGGAAGUUGUACAUGACAACGUACUUGUCGGUUGGCUGUCUGGAAAGGAAGCGCUGUUCCUAGAGUCUUUGACUGAUGAUGAAGUUCUGGAGGCAAUGGAUAAGGUGGUGCAUAUGUUUUUGCAAGGACAAGACAUUCCAACAUUGAAAAAGGUUAUACGAACGUCAUGGGGCAAUAACAAGAAUUCUAGAGGAUCGUAUAGCUUCAUUGCUGUGGGUUCUACUCAAGAAGAUAUAUUACAUUUAAAGCACCCUCUCACGAAAAACCUACAAGACAACACAAAAAAGCCGGUUGUGCUGUUUGCUGGAGAAGCUACCCACCCGUCCUUCUACUCUACCACUCAUGGUGCCCUGGUCACUGGGAACAGAGAGGCUGCCCGAAUAUGCAAGUUCUGGAAGCCUGCUGAAGAUGCAGCAGGGAGAUAUGCAGACUUGGGUUUGAGUGAUGCUGAGAACACUGAAGAAGAAGAAUCAUCUGAAGAUGAAGGGUUGUGCUUCAUGUAAAUUCUGAUGGUGGAUUCUCAGUGAUAAACACGGAUAUGGAUACUUUGAUUCCCUUUAAAGAACUUUGGAUAUGGCACUGGCAGUUUUUUUAUGGAAGUUACAGAAACUCUUAUUUUAGUUAACUUUUGAGGUCAUGUUUUAAUAGUGAUUAAGAAAAUACAAAGUAUUAUAAACCCAGAAAUAUGCUUUGUUAUUAAUAUCAUCAAAGAAUAACAAACUGAAUAGCUUUCUUAUUGGUUCUUCGAAACCUGUGUAUGCAGGGCUCAAUCUGACAUGUACAUUUACUAAUUGCAUUUUAAAAUGUAUCUCCGUCUAAAACUUUAGAGGCAGUCCGACCUUUUGUCUUGUAGUGUUGCCAUUAUACAGAGUUGUGACACAUUGUCUUGGCGAUGGCAUUGUUUUGGCAUUGUCGUCUACAGAAGUCUAUCCAAGCGGUGGGAUCAUUUUGUGAUAAUUGCUCAUACUGAUGCUGAAGCAAAGAUGCGUUAAGUGUUUUUAGGAGUGACUCAAAGUGGUUUUGUUUGGAAGGGGGGGAUGAGUUAAGUCACUUGGUGAAAGGAGACACACUUCGUAGCCUUGCUAAGAGCAGAUAUUCAAAAUUAUUGCAUUUAAAGUUGUUAACAGCUGUGGUGUGAAGUGUAUUCUCCAUGUGUGCAGGACCCUUUGCAAGAUCUGUGAUUCAAGAAAGAGUGUUGAUAAUUUUUCACUCAAAUUGGAUUUGGUUUUGGAAAGAUGCAUCAUUGUUUGUUCAAAAGUUGGAUUAAAGCAUCUGUAUACUCACAAAGUAUUUUGCUAAUCAACAACGAUCUCAAAGUGAACUGAUGCUUUGUGUUUAAAUAAACAGCUAAAAUUGUGUCACUGGGUCACCCUUUCUUCCUGUGGCCAGUGACUGCAUUGAUUCAUUUCCAUCCUAAUUUUUUCCUUUACCUUGUAAAUGCUGUGGUUGAAUAUAUGUAUGACACCUGCAGGAAUUGCCCAAAUUUGCAUCAUCAGUUCUCUUGUAGCAGCUGAUAUGCUGGAGAAUUUUGUGUGAUCUUUAUGAUUUUAAUGCUUGUAAAUAUUUAUAAAUGAGGGCACAUCAUGGUCCUAGGGGUCGGCCUCUGAUUGCCCUAGUGUAGGAUGAUAAAAAGCAAUGAUCUACUCAAGUUA
Messenger RNA from Aplysia californica (California sea hare), 2956 nucleotides. RefSeq names its product spermine oxidase. Gene Ontology annotation, molecular function: polyamine oxidase activity. The transcript has 6 exons. The coding region runs from base 227 to 1807 and encodes 526 amino acids. Lineage: Eukaryota; Metazoa; Mollusca; Gastropoda; Aplysiida; Aplysiidae. The record is from RefSeq and is a predicted model, not a curated record.